Messenger RNA from Cutaneotrichosporon cavernicola, 501 nucleotides. RefSeq lists its product as uncharacterized. The record is from RefSeq and is a predicted model, not a curated record. The coding region runs from base 1 to 501 and encodes 166 amino acids. NCBI's taxonomy places the organism in Eukaryota, Fungi, Basidiomycota, Tremellomycetes, Trichosporonales, Trichosporonaceae. The transcript is spliced from 2 exons.
AUGGACCAGCCUCCGACUUCGUCGUCCUCCAGCUCGUCGACCCCGUCGUCAAGCUCGAUCCCAUCCAUCCCUUUGCGGCUUUACGACCGUCCCCGCUUCCCUCCCAUAGUGGCCAAGCAGUUGUCCAAGGGCAAGUUGUCAAAGGGCAGGCGCAAGGCGACCCAUCCGUCUCCAACCCACCUCUCUUCCAUUCGGCUGAUACCGAGUCCUCCUUCUGGCUCGCAUCCCUACGUCUCCGCGUACCCUCCCUCUGCUUUCCCCUCCGCGCACCUGCCCACUCAGCCAGCUGCGUACCCCUCCCCUAACUCGUCCGACUCCCCCCUUGUCAAGGUCCCCACCCGCCCCACCCACCCACACGCCCACUCCCCCAUCCGGUCCCGGCCCCUAGCAUGCAAAGGCUCUCCAACCGGCACCAAUGUGGGCUCCGAAUGCAUCCAGAUCCAGCGGAUCGUGAACGGUCCCAUCGAGUGUCAUUUCUGCGCGCGGGUGCUGUACUUUUAG